This is a messenger RNA of Camelus dromedarius (Arabian camel), 2049 nucleotides long. It is a transcript of the gene SLC30A3, whose product is annotated as solute carrier family 30 member 3. Bases 206 to 1372 code for a protein of 388 amino acids. The record is from RefSeq and is a predicted model, not a curated record. Gene Ontology annotation, molecular function: zinc ion transmembrane transporter activity. Lineage: Eukaryota; Metazoa; Chordata; Mammalia; Artiodactyla; Camelidae. Gene Ontology annotation, biological process: zinc ion transmembrane transport; response to zinc ion. The transcript is spliced from 8 exons. Gene Ontology annotation, cellular component: plasma membrane.
CGCCCCACUCGGGGCGGGGCUCCAGCGGCCGCGGGAUCUGCAGUUCGUACUACCCGCGCGCCACAGUCGCCGCAGUUCCCUCCACUCUGGUGGCCCCGCGGCCCUGCGGGGAUUCCGGGGGUCGGCUGGCCACUCGGACUUGGCGCGGGGCUGGCCCCUCCUCUCCCUCCAUCUGUGGGGUCUAGACGGUCGGGGCCUGGGGGAAAUGGAACCCUCUGCCACCACUGGGGGAUCGGAGACCACUCGCCUGGUGAGCCCCCGGGACCGCGGCGGCGCCGGAGGCGGCCUGCGUUUGAAGAGUCUCUUCACAGAGUCCUCAGAGGCCCUCCCUGAAGAGCCCAAACCUGUGGAGAUGUCCUUCCACCACUGCCACAGGGACCCCCAGCCACAGCUGGGUCUCACCCCUGAGAGGCUGCAGGCGCAGAGGCAGCUGUGUGCCGCCUGUGCUGUGUGCUGCAUCUUCAUGGCCGGGGAGGUGGUGGGUGGGUAUUUGGCCCACAGCCUGGCCAUCAUGACCGAUGCCGCCCACCUUUUGGCAGACGUGGGCAGCAUGAUGGGCAGCCUCUUCUCUCUCUGGCUCUCUACCCGUCCGGCCACCCGCACCAUGACCUUUGGCUGGCACCGCUCAGAGACUUUGGGGGCUUUGGCCUCUGUGGUCUCCCUUUGGAUGGUCACUGGCAUCCUCCUGUACCUGGCCUUCAUCCGCCUGCUGCACAGCGACUACCACAUCGAGGGGGGUGCCAUGCUGCUGACCGCCAGCAUCGCAGUCUGUGCCAAUCUUCUAAUGGCCUUUGUGCUGCACCAGGCUGGCCCCCCUCACAGCCACGGGUCUAGAGGGGCAGAGUAUGCGCCGCUGGAGGAAGGGCCCGGGGAAACCCUGCCCCUGGGGAACACCAGCGUCCGGGCAGCCUUUGUGCAUGUGCUGGGGGACCUCCUGCAGAGCCUUGGGGUGCUGGCUGCCUCCGUCCUCAUCUACUUCAAGCCUCAAUACAAGGCAGCUGACCCCAUCAGCACCUUCCUUUUCUCCAUCUGUGCCCUUGGAUCCACGGCUCCCACCCUCCGAGAUGUUCUCCGCGUCCUCAUGGAAGGUACCCCCCGAAGUGUGGGGUUUGAGCCUGUGCGGGAUGCCCUGUUGUCAGUGCCAGGAGUCCGGGCAACCCAUGAGCUGCACCUGUGGUCCCUUACGCUUACUUACCACGUUGCCUCCGCACACCUGGCCAUUGACUCCACGGCUGACCCUGAAGCUGUCCUGGCUGAAGCCACAUCCCGGCUCCACUCCCGGUUUGGAUUCUCCUGCUGUACCCUGCAGGUCGAGCAGUACCAGCCUGAGAUGGCCCAGUGCCUGCGCUGCCGGGAGCCCCCCCAAGCCUGAGGCCCAGCCCCAUCCCCACUCCACUGCCAGGCCCAGACUCAGCCCUGGACUCUCAGCACCUGCCUCCCUGCUCAUGGACAAGUAAUGGAGUUGGGCCCAUCCUCCUUCCUCUCUCCUCGCUUCCACCUGUCAACCCCUCAGCCCCAGUGGGCAAGACCAAAGUGUGUGUGGGGAGUGGGGCCAGAGUCAGGCCAAACAGGGAAAUCAGUGCAGUGGGGGUGUGUAGAAGUCCUGUGGUCCCCACUCCCCACGGUCUGCGGCGCCCCCAGCCUUCUUUCCAGGCAGUUCAUUUGUCUCUGUGGCUGGCUGGCUGGGGGCAUCUGCCUGUCUGUGCGCUGUUGGUGUGCCUGUGCCUGGGGGAGGUCAGCAGGGGCCCCCUCCCCAUGUGGCCCUCGCUCUGUCUAUGCAGGAGCCCCAAAGCCCGCACUUUGUCCGUGUGUUCUAGCCCUGUGGUUUUGUGUCUGUGCCUCUGUGUGUGCAUUUCUUGGUGCUGUGGCCUGUGUGUCUCUGUGCCUCUAUGGCUGUGCUGUGGUCUCUAUGAGUCUGCACCAUCCAUGUGUCCGUCUGAGGGUCUGUCUGUCCAUCCCUCUGUUGGUGCUGUGUCCUCAGCUCUCCCUGAGAAAGGGAGGACUCCGCCGUAGCUCCGCCAAUAAACUUGUGUCUAAAUGCAUCUUUCA